Molecule: messenger RNA, 3910 nt
Organism: Sardina pilchardus (European sardine)
Lineage: Eukaryota; Metazoa; Chordata; Actinopteri; Clupeiformes; Clupeidae
Product: aminopeptidase N-like
Exons: 20
Coding region: 45-2858 (937 amino acids)
Biological process (GO): peptide catabolic process; proteolysis
Cellular component (GO): cytoplasm; plasma membrane
Molecular function (GO): metalloaminopeptidase activity; zinc ion binding; peptide binding
Source: RefSeq, a predicted model, not a curated record
CAAGCUUUCUUUUCUCAUGGGGAGUUUUGGCCUGUAGUGUAAAGAUGGUGUUGUGCUGCAAUGGCAAAAGGGUCUGGAUCAUGCUGGCGACCAUGGCGCUGGUGUGUGUGUCUGUUAUCGCGGGUCUGUGGGUGUACCAGCUCACUGGCUUCCCGGAACCCACCAACACGUGGGACCACUACCGGCUCCCCACCACCCUGGUGCCCGAGCGCUACGACGUGACGCUGUGGCCGCGGCUGGAUCCCGACGCCAACGGCGUGCACGUCUUCACGGGACACUCCACGGUCCGGUUUAGAAGCCUCCGUGACACCAACCUCAUCCUCCUCCACUGCAAACAGCUGGAGCUGUCCAAACUGGACAAGGAGGACCACCACGUCAGGCUCACCGCCCUCAGUGGCACGGCCCCUGCCAUCCGCAAGACCUGGCUCCACGAGCCCUGGCAGUACCUGGUGGUCCAGCUGAACGGGGUGGUCAAGGCUGGCCAGGAUUACGAAUUGUACACUGAGUUUUCGGGAGUGCUCUCCGAUGACCUGGAAGGGCUCUACAGGAGCGAGUACAAAGAGGAUGGGGUCACAAAGGUGGUGGCCACCAGUCAGAUGCACCCAACCCAUGCCAGGAAAACCUUCCCAUGCUUUGACGAGCCGGCCAUGAAAGCUGUCUUCCACAUCACAGUCCUUCACAAGCCAGGGACAGUGGCCCUGUCCAACGGCAUGGACAUAGCGACUGAGUCUACUACUGUUGAGGGCCAGGCUGUCACCAAGACCACCUUUGAGCCGACGGAGAAAAUGUCCACCUACUUGCUGGCACUGGUGGUCUGUGAUUUUGACGAUUUGGCAUCAACGGCUGGCAACACUUCGGUAAGGAUCUGGGCUCGUAAGAAUGCCAUCACUCAAGGCCAUGGAAGCUAUGCUCUGAAUGUGACAGUGCCUGUGCUCAACUUCUUUGAGGAGUAUUACAACAUACCCUACCCUCUCUCUAAAUCAGACCAGAUUGCCCUACCUGAUUUCUACUUUGGGGCAAUGGAGAACUGGGGUCUUGUCACCUACAGAGAAGCCAACCUACUCUACGAUCCAGAUGUAUCGUCGAAUAGGAACAAAGAAACAACAGCUACAAUCAUUGCUCAUGAACUGGCACACAUGUGGUUUGGAAACUUGGUGACCCUAAAAUGGUGGAAUGAGGUUUGGUUAAAUGAGGGCUUUGCUUCCUAUGUGUCUUACCUUGGGGCUGACAGGGCAGAACCUACUUGGAAUGUGAAAGACCUGAUUGUCCUGGAUGACGUGCACAGAGUGUUUGCAGUGGACGCCCUGGCCUCCUCUCAUCCCUUGUCCUCCAAAGAGGAGGAGAUCCAAAGACCUGAACAGAUCAGUGAGCUCUUUGAUGCCAUCUCCUACAGCAAGGGAGCCUCAGUGUUGCGGAUGCUGUCUGACUUCCUCACUGAGCCUGUGUUCCUCCGCGGUCUCAAAACAUAUCUGAAUGAAUUUGCCUACAGUAACACAGAAGGGUCAGACCUGUGGAAUCAUCUACAGCAGGCCGUUAAAGAGACUGGAACUGAUUUGCCAGCCACAGUCCAUGACAUCAUGAACCGCUGGGUCCUCCAGAUGGGCUUCCCUGUGGUCUCCAUAGAUACCGCCACUGGAACAGUAUCCCAGCAACACUUCCUGCUGGACCCCGACUCUGUUGUGGAGAGACCAUCUGAGUUCAAGUAUCAGUGGAUAGUUCCCAUAAAGUGGAUGAAGUCUGGAGGGAAUGAUGAACUCUACUGGCUCAUGCAGACAAAUGCUGGUCAUAGUGCAAUGCAAACAACUGGAGAUCAGUGGCUGUUGGCGAACAUUAAUGUGACUGGGUACUACAGAGUGAAUUAUGACACUGCAAACUGGGAUAAGCUUCUGAACCAGCUGCGCACGGAUCAUCAGGUUAUCCCUGUCAUCAACAGAGCACAACUGGUUGAUGAUGCUUUUAAUCUGGCAAGGGCUAAAAUAAUUCCAAUGAGUGCAGCUCUGAACACAACAAGAUACCUCAUUACUGAAAGGGAAUAUAUGCCAUGGCAGACAGCACUGAACAAUCUGGAUUACUUGUACCUCAUGUUUGGUGGAACAGAAGUGUAUGACUUGUUGCAGGGAUACCUAAAGAAACAAGUGGAGCCCCUGUAUACUUACUUCAAGGACCUCACUAUAGACUGGUCAGACAUACCGGAAGGCCACACCGAACAAUACAACCAGGUUAAUGCUGUACGAGUGGCCUGUAGCACUGGAGUUGAUGGGUGCCAGAAUCUCACCUUAACCUGGUACAGCCAGUGGAUGGCACAGCCUCAGAACAACACGAUCCACCCCAACCUCAGAGCGACAGUCUACUGUAGUGCCAUUGCCAGUGGAGGCGAGGACCAGUGGAACUUUGGCUGGAAGAUGUUCCAGAAUGCUUCUAUCGCCAUAGAGGCAAACAAACUCAUGGCAGCCCUGGCUUGCACUAAAGACGCUACACUUCUAAACCAAUAUUUGAACUACACGCUGGACUCCAGCAUGAUUCGAAAGCAAGAUGCUACUACUGUUAUCGUGGCUGUUGCCGGUAGUGUGCACGGGCAGACGUUGGCUUGGAACUUUGUGAGAGACAACUGGCGGCAAAUCACAGAAUAUGGAAGCGGGUCUUUUUCGUUCGCAAGUCUUAUAAGUGGUGUCACUGCAAGUUUCUCCACACAAGCAGAGCUGGAUGAGCUUGAGAAGUUUGUGACGGACAACUCAGACAUUGGGUUCGGGUCUGCCAACACUGCCCUGGAGCAGGCUCUGGAGAAGACUCGUGCCAACAUCAGAUGGGUGGCUGACUACCAGGACGAGAUCAGAGACUGGUUCAUCCAACACGCAUAAUCAACACUUCGCAAAUUAAAUGAACAUGUUUAUCUAAUUAUCCAGUUUAGGAAUUUGGCCACUGUUUCCACCUUAAAGAAAAUGGAUUUUUCUACCCACAUGCAUAGCACAAUUUAGCCAUUACAGACAAUAAAUCAACACAGAAUUGAAACAAAGAUGUCGAGUGUAAGGUGAUUUGUGGAAACGGGUGCGCACAUCCAAAAAUAUGUUUUUAAAGGUGCCAGACAAAACAAAGCAGAUGGUCUGCACACUGUAUUUGGGCUCCAAGAAAUGCUUUAUUUACUCUUAAAAGGCAAUGUUUUUAUCUCAACUAGUCUUCGUCGGGCAAAUAAGGCAUGGGGAAUUUGUUCAUCAGGCAUGUAUUUUUACGUUGCCUUUUUACUGUAGGGUGAUGUCCUGUGAAGCUUAAAGGUUGGAGUUGAUCCUCAUGAUUGAUAAGAGUUGCAUGUGUUGCGUAAAGAGAAUGUAUAAUACCCCCAACCCCACCCCCUCACACUCUUUCUCCUCUUUCACCUGGCUGCCAGAAGACACCCAGCUGAGUGUUAAAACCCUAAAGCCUCUCCAACUCUCAGCAGGUGUGCAAUUAGCACUUCACUGCUGUUGUGACGGCUGUGAGGCUGUAAACCAUUUCUCCCUGUCAUCAGGAAUGCCAAGGCCUCAUUGAAAAUGCUGUAAGAAUGCAAGAUUAAUGUGUGUAGCUUGAACAAAGCCUAGAAAUUUAGUGUUUCUACGGGCCUUCAUUUGAUGAUGAACAAAGUUUGACUGUAAUUUAACGAAGUAAAAUGAUCGAUUUGCUAAUGGGUACGACCAUAACCACAGAUAUGGACGUGUCACCUCAAUGCUUCCACAUGCCACACGAUAGCUAUAGUUGAUAGUGAACUUUCCAUGGUGAUAGACGAUGCACUUUGCCCAGCUUUAGGGCUCUAUAUGUUUAUACUGCUUUUUAUUCUUUCUGUGUUUUGGGUGUGAUUUCUGUCAUCAAAAGUGUAUCUCUGUACCUUUAAAGUCAUUUAUAAAUCUUGCAAUUAGCCAGUGUGUGAAUAAAAUGGGCA